CAGCGCGUGGAGAGGCGGGGGAUUGCGAACAGAGCGACUGAGUGGAGGUCUGCUGCGGACUUCAGUCGGAGCAGCCGACAGUGAAAUAGGUGGGAAAAGUUCCUGUGAAACUAGCUGUACGGUGGACGCGGGACACAGAGACCCCACUGGAGUUUUUCGAGUCCAGCCGUUCCCCCAGUCAGACAUGAGGAGCCCUCCAGGCGUGGGUCACUGAGCAGCUGAGGUCAGAGUUCAAGUGCUUGUUCUGGCAGUCAUGGCUGACAGAGAGGGACUGCCGGUCGCCCCGGGCCAGGUCUACAUCGAGGUGGAGUACGACUAUGAGUACAAGGCCAAAGACAAGAUGGUGACUAUCCGCCAGGGGGAGUGGUAUAUGCUGGUGAAGAAGACCAAUGAGGACUGGUGGCAGGUGAAGAAGGAGGAAGGCACAAAGGCCUUUUAUGUGCCGGCGCAGUAUGUCAGGGAGGUGCGUCGGGCACUCAUGCCCCCCCAGAAGCCCACCUUGAGGGCCAAGCCCACUGUUUUGGAUAUCUGCCGGGCGUCCAAUGAAAACCUCAACAGACCCCAGCCAGAAAUGUCCAGCUUUGGGCGUCCAUCACCUUCCUCUACCCCUUCGCCAUCCUCUGAUCGCGUCACACCACCAGUUCUGCCCAAGGAUGCUAACCAGAAUCUGGGGAGUCCACAUCACUGCAAGGUGGUGGCUGAACUAGUACUUCUUCACAACAACAACAACCAUCACCACGCCAACAAUUCCACGUUGCCAAGGACACGGGCAGACUCGCCUCCGCUCAAAGCGGGGAACAACCACAACAAAAGUCCCGAUAGCGACAAGACCUCACCACCGGGUGACUUGCCAGGAGAGGGGCUGAACAAAAUCCACAAUGACUCCGAGUCUGGGGACGAGCUCAGCAGCAGCUCAACAGAACACAUGCAGACAACAUCACCCACAGGUCAGGGCCGGUCCGACUCGCCGGUCUACACCAACCUCCAGGAGCUGAAGAUCUCUCAGUCCAGUCUGCCGCCCGUCCCCUCCAGCUCCCCUCUCCACAUCCUGGGCGACUGGGAGACCCACAAAGACCUGAGCGGCAGGCAUUUCUACUACAACCGCGCCACCGGAGAGCGGACCUGGAAGCCGCCACGCACCAGGGACACGAGUGGGAGCACCAGCAGCAUCCGAGGAGACAGCCAGGGCACAGCAGAGAGUGAGCCGCUGUCCUCAGAGGAGAACUGUCACAGCACCCACUCAAGUCAGUCUGACAGCCAGUACGGGUCGCCCCCUAGAGGCUGGUCUGAGGAGCUGGAUGAACACGGACACACACUCUACGUCUCUGAAUACACACAGGAGAAGUGGAUAAAACAUGUGGACGAACAAGGCCGGCCUUACUACUACAGUGCUGAUGGGUCCAGGUCAGAAUGGGAGCUGCCUAAGUACAAUAUCUCCCCUCAGUCCGGAGAGGUUCCCAAGAGUCGCAGUCUGGAGAGGAAGCAGCAGGAUCCCAUCGUCCUCACCAAGUGGAGACACAGCACCUACGUCUUAGACCUCAACGACAAGGAGUGUGCUCCGGCGCCCAAGCAGAGCUCUCCAGACUCUGACUCCUGCCCCUCAUCUCCUAAGCACCCCUCGACACCGUCAGAGAAGUGCGGAGUCCUCAAUGUCACCAAAAUCACAGAAAAUGGAAAGAAAGUCAGGAAGAACUGGACCUCCUCGUGGACAGUGCUGCAGGGUUCCUCCCUGCUCUUUGCUAAGGGUCAAGGAGGCAGCACCAGCUGGUCUUACUACCGCAGCGGCUCCAUCCCUGAGCUGCUCCUCACGCUCCUUAGCAACUGGAAGCGCUCAGUCAAGCCCCGCCCUGCUGUCUCCUAUGUGAACUGUAGGCCUGUGCAGGCUGCCGCUAAGUUCGGAAGCAACCAGUCGAAGCCCGAGUUCACCGUCGAUCUGCGAGGGGGGUCGGUGGAGUGGGCCUCCAAGGACAAGUCGAGCAAGAAACACGUCAUCGAGCUGAAGACUCGUCAAGGGACGGAGUUGCUGAUUCAGUCGGAGAUCGACAGUGUCGUCAACGAUUGGUAUCGGGCCCUCACAGAGACCAUCAACACACAUGCCUGGGAGUCAGAUGAGGCCAUUGAGGAGGACAUGCCAGAGUCUCCAGGAGCUGAGAAACAGGACAAGGAGAAAGACCACCGGGAUUCCAAAAAGAACAGAGUGAUGAAGACCUCUGUGAGUAUGGACUCAUCAGACCAGAAGAAAACCAGAAUGAAGCUCAAGAAGUUCCUGAUACGUCGACCCACCUAUCAGGCAGUCCGAGACAAGGGCUACAUCAAAGAUCAGGUGUUUGGCUGCAGUCUGACCAGUCUGUGCCAGCGGGAGAACACAUCGGUGCCCAACUUUGUCAAAAUGUGCAUCGACCAUGUGGAGAACACAGGUCUCAGUAUUGACGGCUUGUAUAGAGUGAGCGGGAACCUGGCCGUGAUCCAGAAGCUCCGCUUUGCUGUAAAUCACGAUGAGAAGGUGGAUCUGAAUGACAGUAAGUGGGAGGACAUCCACGUGACCACCGGAGCUCUCAAGAUGCUCUUCAGGGAGCUUCCCGAGCCUCUCUUCUCAUACGGAUCCUUCAAUGACUUUGUUAAUGCCAUCAAAUGCUCCGACUACAAGCAGCGAGUGAAUUCAAUCAAAGACUUAAUCAAUAAGUUGCCAAAACCCAACCACGACACAAUGCAAGUCCUCUUCAAACACCUGCGCAGGGUGAUCGACCACGGGGAGGCCAACCGCAUGACCACCCAGAGUGUGGCCAUCGUGUUCGGACCCACGCUGCUCCGGCCCGAGACCGAGACAGGCAACAUCGCGGUCCACAUGGUCUACCAGAACCAGAUAGUGGAGCUCAUACUGCUCGAGUACGAAAGCAUCUUCGGCAGGUAGAGGCACCCACCUGGGAAGAGGAUGCAGGGCUUCUUCAAACACAAGCUUCUUUUCCUUUUUUCCCCCCUUUUCUUUGACUGAGCUGAACAUUGCUGUGGACCAAGCAGUUAGGAGAAAAAAAAUCGAAUUCACAUUCAUUGACGGGACAGUUUACGUAAAGUGUUGCACUUACAGAAGUUUUGCAGAUGAAUUAAGAAAAAAAAAAAAAAAAAGGUGUACAGAUUUCACCCGCUUUUUUUCAGUUGCCAUUCCUGCUACGAGUAGCGGGCCGGACAAUGGACAGUGUUUCAGAGUGAUGCCGUGGUGACGUCCGUGUGAUUUUGGUGGAUUUGAGUAUUCAGGUGUUUUCACAUACACUGGAUCCCUGUGGCCAGUAAUUUUCGAACUUCAAAGCGGAGCCGGUGGCACCCUUCGCCUACUGGUUGGAAGCCGACCGUAACUUGGCGGGGGGGCGGCCAAACCGGCAAACCUCAUCAUCCCGCUGAGGGAAGGAACAGAGUCUGGACUGGAUAGGUUUCUGCGUUGUGGAGCUUUGUCUGUGAUGUGUCAGCCGUACGUGGUUUUGGAUUAGGUGGAAAAAAUAAUCAGUGUUACGUUAACAGUCUGUCUUUUGGCACUUGGAUGAACUGGAGUUACAGAUUGUGUCCCCCAAUUUCCCACAAUCCCACUUCAGUACCCUAACCCUUAAGUGACACCAUCACCGCCCUUCCUCCCUCGACCCCCACCUCCCCCCUCUCUACCAGUGUUAAGCAUUAACCCUGUGACACGAGCGUCCUGUGACUUGAAUGAUGGAGGACAGACCCUCUGUGUGUGUGUGUGUGUGUGUGUGAGCAAAUUAACCUAAAUGGAAUAAAACCUGAGCAGAAGCACCCUCGUCUUGCCACUUUGUACAAACUGUGUGUCGUUUAGUCUUACGUGCUUUGGUAGUUUCUGUUAAGCUGCCGAGGGUCAUCGUCAGUGCUCCUAUGUGAACUUCAGUGUUGGAUUCUUCAGUGGCAGGUAAAGUCACAGAGGUCCUGGUUGUUACUGGAAAACAGUAAAAGUGGAUUUCUGGGAACUGCAGUGUUACCGAUUUUUACAUGAAUUGUCUCUGACUGUCGGCUUGAUGACCCUUCUCUUCACCUAAGCUAACGUUAAAGAGUAUCCAGAGAACGGGAAUUGGUACUGAGAAUAUUUCAAAGGUUGAUGUAUGGGAGCGUAUGGGUGUUAGAA
This is a messenger RNA of Morone saxatilis (striped sea-bass), 4123 nucleotides long. It is a transcript of the gene arhgap12b, whose product is annotated as Rho GTPase activating protein 12b. Gene Ontology annotation, biological process: signal transduction; regulation of GTPase activity. Bases 254 to 2911 code for a protein of 885 amino acids. The record is from RefSeq and is a predicted model, not a curated record. NCBI's taxonomy places the organism in Eukaryota, Metazoa, Chordata, Actinopteri, Moronidae. Gene Ontology annotation, cellular component: cytoplasm. Gene Ontology annotation, molecular function: protein binding. The transcript has 19 exons.